AUGCGUCAGAACUUUAUGGGAGUCGUCGUCGGAACAGCCAUGCAGAAGACCAUCAAGGUCCGAGUCAUGAGCCAGAAGGUCCACCCUAUCGUCCGCAAGACAUACAAAUCGUUCAAAAACUACCUUGUUCAUGAUGAAGCUUCCAAGUGCAAGCUCGGAGAUGUUGUCAGGAUUGAGGCAUGCAGGCCAGUCAGCGCAAGGAAACAUUUUUCGGUCGCAGAGAUCGUUGCCGCCUCUAAAGUCUGGGAGCACACCAAGUAA
This is a messenger RNA of Linnemannia hyalina, 261 nucleotides long. Lineage: Eukaryota; Fungi; Mortierellomycota; Mortierellomycetes; Mortierellales; Mortierellaceae. The record is from the annotation of a GenBank genome assembly.